This is a messenger RNA of Cynocephalus volans (Philippine flying lemur), 4383 nucleotides long. It is a transcript of the gene TP53BP2, whose product is annotated as tumor protein p53 binding protein 2. Lineage: Eukaryota; Metazoa; Chordata; Mammalia; Dermoptera; Cynocephalidae. The record is from RefSeq and is a predicted model, not a curated record. The transcript is spliced from 18 exons. Gene Ontology annotation, cellular component: nucleus. Gene Ontology annotation, biological process: regulation of apoptotic process. The coding region runs from base 211 to 3618 and encodes 1135 amino acids. Gene Ontology annotation, molecular function: p53 binding.
CAGACCGGGAUUAGUCGGUUUCGGAGUGGGGCAGGGAGCCCGCGCCGUCGCGAGAGCGGAGGAGACAAAGCCGCAACCCGGGCUGGGCCGGGGACUUGGCGGCGCCCGCUUGCGGGAGCGCCCUGCGGACCCGCUUGCCGCUGCCGCCUCGCAACAGGUCCGCCGCCGGGCGGCCUUGCUCGCCUGGCCCCCUCGGCGCUCCCCGCUUCGAUGCGGUUCGGGUCCACAAUGAUGCCGAUGUUUCUUACUGUGUACCUCAGUAACAAUGAAGAGCACUUCACAGAAGUUCCCGUCACUCCAGAAACAAUAUGCAGAGAUGUGGUAGACCUGUGCAAAGAACCUGGCGAGAGCGAGUGCCAUUUGGCUGAAGUGUGGUGUGGCUCUGAACGUCCAGUUGCUGAUAAUGAGCGAAUGUUUGAUGUUCUUCAGCGAUUUGGAAGUCAGAGGAAUGAAGUUCGUUUCUUCCUUCGUCAUGAACGCCCUCCUGGCACUAGGGACACUGUGAGUGGACCAAGGUCUCAGGAUCCAAGUUUAAAAAGAAAUGGUGUGAAAGUUCCCGGUGAACAUCGAAGAAAGGAGAAUGGCAUUAAUAGUCCUAGGAUGGAUCUGACUCUUGCUGAACUUCAGGAAAUGGCAUCUCGCCAGCAGCAACAGAUUGAAGCCCAGCAACAAAUGCUGGCUACUAAGGAACAGCGUUUAAAGUUUUUAAAACAACAAGAUCAGCGUCAACAACAGCAAGCUUCUGAGCAGGAGAAGCUUCAGAGGCUAAAAGAAAUAGCUGAGAAUCAGGAAGCUAAGCUAAAAAAAGUGAGAGCACUUAAAGGCCACGUGGAACAGAAGCGGCUAAGCAAUGGGAAACUUGUGGAGGAAAUUGAACAGAUGAAUAGUUUGUUUCAGCAAAAACAGCGGGAGCUCGUUCUAGCUGUGUCAAAGGUAGAGGAACUUACAAGACAGCUAGAGAUGCUCAAGAAUGGCAGGAUCGAGGGCCACCAUGACAACCAGUCUGCCGUGGCUGAACUUGAUCGCCUCUACAAGGAGCUGCAGUUAAGAAACAAACUGAAUCAAGAACAGAAUGCCAAGCUACAGCAACAGAGGGAGUGUUUGAAUAAGCGUAAUUCAGAAGUGGCAGUCAUGGAUAAGCGUGUUAAUGAGCUGAGGGACCGGCUGUGGAAAAAGAAGGCAGCGCUACAGCAGAAAGAAAAUUUACCAGUUUCAUCUGAUGGAAAUCUUCCCCAGCAAGUGGUGUCAGCCCCGAGCCGUGUGGCCGCAGUGGGUCCCUAUAUCCAGUCAUCUACUAUGCCACGGAUGCCCUCCAGGCCUGAGCUGCUGGUGAAGCCAGCCCUGCCAGAUGGUUCCUUGGUCAUGCAGGCUUCAGAGGGGCCGAUGAAAAUACAGACACUGCCCAAUAUGAGAUCUGGGGCUGCUUCACAAACUAGAGGCCCUAAAAUUCAUCCAGUCGGCCCUGAUUGGAGUCCUUCAAAUGCAGAUCUUUUCCCAAGCCAAGGCUCUUCUUCUCUACCUCACAGCUCUGGGAAUGCUCUGGACCAAGUUGAUGAUGGCGAGGUUCCGCUGAGGGAGAAAGAAAAGAAGGUGCGUCCCUUUUCAAUGUUUGACACAGGGGAGCAGGCUGCUGCCCCACCCUCCUUCACCGCUCUGAGGAAAAACCAGAGCAGUGAAGACCUCUUGCGGGAUGCUCAGGCUGCAAAUAAAAAUGUUGCUAAAGUGCCACCUCCUGUUCCUACAAAACCAAAACAGAUUAAUUUGCCUUAUUUUGGACAAACUAAUCAAUCACCUUCAGAAAUUAAGCCAGAUGGUGGUCCUCAACAGCUGUCAGCAGCUGUCGCAUCCAUGGGAGGUAAACCUAAACCCACAGGGCAGCAGCCGAGGGUGCUGCUGUCUUCCAGUGCGCCUUCUGGUGGCCAAGACCCAGCCCUUUCUGCAGGUUCUAAGCAGGAAAGUCCACCUGCUGCUGCUGUCCGGCCCUUUACUCCUCAGCCUUCCAAAGACACCCCACUCCCACCCUUCAGAAAACCUCAGACCGUGGCAGCAAGCUCAAUAUAUUCCAUGUACACGCAGCGUCAGGCUCCAGGAAGAAACCUCCAGCAGGCUGUGCAGAGCACGUUGACCAAGACACAUGCCCGAGGGCCACACUUUCUGAGCGUCUAUGGCAAGCCUGUGAUUGCUGCUGCCCAGAAUCAACAGCAGCAGCCAGAGAACAUUUAUUCCAACAGCCAGGACAAGCCUGGGAGUCCAGACCCUGAAGGAGAGCCUGCUUCUUCAGUUCAGGAGAACCACGAAAAUGAAAGAAUUCCUCGACCACUCAGCCCAACCAAAUUACUGCCUUUCUUAUCUAAUCCUUACCGAAACCAGAGUGAUGCUGACUUAGAAGCCCUGCGAAAGAAACUGUCUAAUGCACCAAGGCCACUAAAGAAACGUAGCUCUAUAACAGAGCCAGAGGGUCCUAAUGGGCCAAAUAUUCAGAAACUUUUGUAUCAGAGGACCACCAUAGCUGCCAUGGAAACCAUCUCUGUCCCAUCAUACCCAUCAAAGCCGACUGCAGUGACUGCUAGCUCAGAAAGCCAAGUAGAAAUCCAGAAUCCAUAUGUACACGUGGAGCCGGAGAAGGAGGUGGUCUCUCUGGUUCCAGAAUCAUCGUCUCCAGAGGAUGUGGGGAGCACUAGUACAGAGAACAAUGAUAUGCCAGCUCCUUCUCCAGGCCCUGAUUAUGUGCCUGAAGGAGUCCCAGACAGCAGCCCGAAGCUCCAGAGUAACACAGAAGAACCAAAUCCAGAGGCUUCCCAUUUGCUCGAAGUGUACCUGGAAGAAUACCCCCCAUACCCACCUCCACCGUACCCAUCUGGGGAGCCUGAAGGGCCAGGAGAAGACUCCGUUAGCAUGAGCCCACCUGAAAUCACUGGGCAGGUCUCUCUGCCUCCUGGCAAAAGGACAAACUUGCGUAAAACUGGCUCAGAGCGGAUUGCUCAUGGAAUGAGGGUGAAGUUCAACCCCCUUGCUUUACUUCUCGAUUCGUCUUUGGAGGGAGAAUUUGACCUUGUACAGAGAAUUAUUUAUGAGGUUGAUGACCCAAGCUUGCCCAAUGAUGAAGGAAUCACUGCUCUUCACAAUGCUGUGUGCGCAGGCCACACAGAAAUCGUGAAGUUCCUGGUACAGUUUGGUGUGAAUGUAAAUGCUGCUGAUAGUGAUGGAUGGACUCCAUUACAUUGUGCUGCCUCGUGUAACAAUGUUCAGGUGUGUAAGUUUCUGGUGGAGUCAGGAGCAGCCGUGUUUGCCAUGACCUACAGUGACAUGCAGACUGCUGCAGAUAAGUGCGAGGAGAUGGAGGACGGCUACACUCAGUGUUCUCAGUUUCUUUAUGGGGUUCAGGAGAAAAUGGGCAUAAUGAAUAAAGGAGUCAUUUAUGCUCUUUGGGAUUAUGAACCUCAGAAUGAUGAUGAGCUGCCCAUGAAAGAAGGAGACUGCAUGACAAUCAUCCGCCGGGAAGACGAAGAUGAAAUAGAAUGGUGGUGGGCACGCCUUAAUGAUAAAGAGGGAUAUGUUCCACGCAACUUGCUGGGACUGUACCCAAGAAUUAAACCAAGACAAAGGAGCUUGGCCUGAAACUCUACAGAAUUUCAGUUAAUGAAGAAUUAAACUCUGUUAUUACUAAGAAGUAGUAUGAUUGUUUUUGGCAAAAAUUUCACAAGACUUAUUUUAAUGACAAUGAGCUUGAAAGCAAUGAAGAAUGUGCUCUGGAAGAAAAUGAAGGAUUGGUGAAUUUACUAUUAGUAGAGGACAUUGAGCACAAUGAAAUGGAUCUUAGAAGUAAGCAGACCAUACUGUGUUGGAGCAAGGGUAGCAUGUAGCACUCAGAAAGAUAUAUGGCGACAAUCCUGUUUUCUGCAAGAAAUAGGACCAUUUAUUGUGUUGUUGGGAAAUCAGCUUCAUGUCCUGCUUAGUGGGCAUUUUCAGCACCUGCUCCUAUACCAGUCCUCCUGCCAGAAAGGACCAGUGCCAUCAUCGUGCCACCUCUGACUAUCCGCCAGCACCAGCAGGCCCUCAGGGGGCUUAUGGAAAGGCUGGAAGGCACCGUACUCUUGUAUAUUGUCAGUGAAGAACUGUUAGUUGGUUGUCAGUAAGCAAUAACUUCAUUAUAUGAAUUCUUAUAGCAUCUUAUGAAUUACACAUAUAUUUGAAAUAUUGAAACUUAAGCUACACUACAGUUAAUUAGAUGUAGAAUCUUGUUUUUAGUCUGAAUUUGCAUCUAUAUUUAUUGUCUUUUUGUAUCUUGGAAAUUAAAGACUUGCUAGACUUACCUGUAAUAUUUGUCAAGAUCAUAGCUGACUUUAAAGACAAUUGCAGUAAAAUUAAACUUUUUGACUCUAA